Apiotrichum porosum is the source of this 1326-nucleotide messenger RNA. RefSeq lists its product as uncharacterized. The record is from RefSeq and is a predicted model, not a curated record. NCBI's taxonomy places the organism in Eukaryota, Fungi, Basidiomycota, Tremellomycetes, Trichosporonales, Trichosporonaceae. Gene Ontology annotation, molecular function: chondroitin hydrolase activity. Gene Ontology annotation, biological process: polysaccharide catabolic process. Bases 1 to 1326 code for a protein of 441 amino acids. The transcript has 6 exons.
AUGCCGUCCAACACCCAUCCUUCCGCCCGGGCCGUCCUUGCUGGACUUCCAGCCAGCUUCCCAGAGCUGUACACAUUCAGCGAUGUGGUUCGUGUCAUGGAAGUUGCGAAGAAGUACGGCCAACCUGAAGGCACUCCAAUCACCCACACGCCCGAAUACACUCGUCCCGGUGGCCCCAACGCCUACGUAUGCACCGAGAUCGAGGAGGGUUGGGUCCAGGGCUUCUUCCCAGGGAGUCUAUGGCUCAUCGCCGAGCGGGAGCGGCUCCUUCCGGGUAGCCUCAAGAACAAGCACGGUGGUCUCAAGACCCCAGCAUAUUCUCUCGAUCAGGUGGAGACUCUCGCUCGGCGAUGGCAGAGUCCUUUCCGCCAUCAGGCUCCCUCACCGGCUAUCAACCAUGACCAGGGUUUCAGGUUCCAGCCUUGUUACGGCCGCGACUAUGAAUUUUACAAGACGGAAGACUGCCGAAAGGCCCUCCUCGAGGCCGCGGACUCGCUUGUCGACCGGUACGAUCCAAAGUGCAUGCGGUCGUGGGAUUUCAUGUUCAGGGAGGAUAAGCCAAGUCGACACCCCGGAAACCUCGACCAGCACUUCCUCAUGAACCUUGACCUAAUGUACCUGGCUACCGAACUGACUGGGGACAUGAAGUAUGCCGACAUAGCCACUGCCCAGGCGGAACGCAUGGGCCAAACCCAUGUCCGUCCAGAUGGGACCACGUACCACGUCGUCGACCACGGUAGUGACGGAUCCAACCCUCAAGGAAUGACAGCCCAAGGAUAUGCCGACGAGUCAUGUUGGGCCCGUGGCCAGGCGUGGGUCAUGUACGGAAUGGCGCAGUGUGCACUGCGUACAGGCCGGGCCGACUUCAUAGCAACCACGCGUCGCCUGACCGACGUCUUUCUUGCACGGCUCCCUCCCUCUGGGGUGCCGCUCUGGGACUUUGACGCGCCCAAACCGUGUCCGUACGACGCGUCCGCUGGCACAGUGGCUGCGCGUGCGCUGCAGAUGCUCUACGUUCUCCUCCGCGAGUCGAACGAAGCUGCGGCCGAGCAUUACCUCGACGCCAGCUUCCGACUUGUGAAAGACAUUCUUCUCGAGUGUGCGGCUCCCCCCGCAACGUUGAACUCCGAUGGGGUGCAAUGGGGCGAAGGCGAAUGGGAGCCCAUUCUUAUGCACUCGACCAUUGACGGAAACCCACACUCGGCGGGAGCGAAGCUCGACCACGGCUUGGUUUAUGCUGACUAUUACCUGCUGGAAUUUGCCAACGAAGCCCUCAAGCUGCAGCGCGAGGAACAGAGGCGCACCAAAGAGUACGCGUCUUUGUAA